AAGCCUCGAGGGCAAAUAGUUGCGGUUACCAACAACACGAAUAGCCGACAAAUGAAUAGCGAAGCCUCAUUACUGCCGCCGGCCCAAGCUGUGUCCGUCGCAUCUGUAGUCUCGGACACGCCCCCCUUGACUGAGCCCUAUUCGGAUACGGAUUUUUACAUUGGCGUCGGUUUGGCCAUUUCAUCAUGUUUCUUCAUCGGCUCCAGCUUCAUCAUAAAGAAGAAGGCCCUGCUGCGCCUGAGCCGUUAUGGCGAGGUGCGCGCCGCGGCUGGCGGAUUUGGCUAUUUGCGUGAAUGGAUCUGGUGGGCGGGGCUGCUGACAAUGGGUCUGGGCGAAGCGGCCAAUUUUGCCGCGUAUGCGUUUGCGCCCGCCUCCCUGGUCACGCCCCUGGGCGCGCUGAGUGUUAUCAUCUCGGCGGUGAUGGCUUCCCGUUUCCUCAACGAGAAGCUCAAUUUGUUGGGCAAAAUUGGCUGCUUUCUGUGCAUCUUGGGCUCGACAAUUGUGGUCAUACACUCGCCCAAGGAGAAGGAAAUUGAGGAUUUGCAAGUGCUCUUCGAAAUGCUGCAGGAUCCCGUCUUUAUACUCUAUGUCAUCUGCAUCUUUGGCUCGAGCGCAUUUGUCGCCUGCUUUGUGGCGCCGCAACAUGGACACACCAAUGUCUGCGUGUACCUGUUCCUGUGCUCCGGCAUUGGCUCCCUGACGGUGAUGUCCUGCAAGGCCCUGGGCCUGGCCAUACGCAGCACAAUUGCCAAUGGCUCGAAUGUGUUCAGCACGUGGAUGCCGUGGUUCCUGAUCGUGGUGACGGUCACCUUUAUUGCCAUACAAAUGAACUAUUUGAACAAGGCGCUGGACAUAUUCAAUACGAGCAUUGUGACGCCCGUUUACUAUGUGAUGUUCACCACGUUGGUGAUCACCGCAUCCGCCAUACUCCUCAAGGAGUUCCAGCACAUGCGCUUCGAGAAUAUACUUGGCGAUGUGUGCGGCUUUCUAAUUGUCAUCAUUGCCGUCUUUCUGCUCAAUGCCUUCAAGGAUAUCGACAUCACGCUGAUGGAUGUGCGCGGCCUGAUGCGGCCCAAGAUGCAGCGCGUCUCCCAGUACGACGAGGAGGUGCUGGUCAGCACCAACCUGAAGGAGCGUCGCUACUCGUACGGCUCCAGCGACGUCUUCCGCAAGGCAUGACACAAGCAGCGCUAUCAAGUUUAGUUAUUCCCCAUGGCCCAAACUUGACUCCAACGAACAACAUUCAAACUGCAAUCCAAAAAAAACCAUAUCAUACGCAUCAUACCAUUGAUUGUUCCUUCAUUUUGUUUUUUGUUAAUCACCUUCUUUAAGUCCUAGCAAUUUAAGUGUAUUGUAAAGCUAAAAGAUCGACCAGUUAUUAUUUGCCUUAAGGAUUACGUGAAAAUUUGUAUAUAAUAUAAGCAUAGCCCUUGCCAAUUUA
Molecule: messenger RNA, 1441 nt
Organism: Drosophila montana
Lineage: Eukaryota; Metazoa; Arthropoda; Insecta; Diptera; Drosophilidae
Gene: spict
Product: magnesium transporter spict
Exons: 3
Coding region: 52-1179 (375 amino acids)
Biological process (GO): magnesium ion transport
Cellular component (GO): membrane
Molecular function (GO): magnesium ion transmembrane transporter activity
Source: RefSeq, a predicted model, not a curated record